Messenger RNA from Caenorhabditis elegans, 1039 nucleotides. RefSeq names its product SXP/RAL-2 family protein Ani s 5-like cation-binding domain-containing protein (gene srlf-15). The transcript is spliced from 6 exons. The coding region runs from base 113 to 904 and encodes 263 amino acids. The record is from RefSeq and is marked reviewed. Lineage: Eukaryota; Metazoa; Nematoda; Chromadorea; Rhabditida; Rhabditidae.
AUUGUCCAGAAACAAACUUGAAACACUGUCUGUGUGUUAAUCCGCCGAUAUUAUUUAUUAUUUGCUUACCAAAACGGUAUAAAGGUAUACCAAAACUUCUCUCUUGCAAAACAUGACAAUGGUCAUCAUAAUCCCUAUUUUAGCGCUAGGUAUUCCAACGAUUAUCUGCCAAUCUUACACGUUUCCAUUGAGCCCAAAUCAACCAUAUCCACAGUAUAAUAAUGUAUAUGAAUCUAGGUAUCCCUAUCUACAAAACCAACAGAUCCAGAUGCAACCUCAAAUGAAUAACAUGAACCAUAUUGGUGGCUUCAACCAAGCCCGCAUGCAAAAUCCGAUUCACCAGAGGUUCUCAUACAACCCGAUGGCCAGGAUUCAAGUGCAACCUCUUAUGCAGGAAUCAUCAUUCUCUGGCGGUCGUAUUACUUCUCCGGUUGGAGCAUCUGAUUAUCAAGUUGAUCAAAGGGUUCCACUGCCGGCUGCACCUAAUACGCCACAGCAAAGUUUGCAGCCGACGCGUAUAAUUCCUCCGUUUCUCGAAAGUGCUUCCGUCGGCGAUCAGGACAAAUUCUACGAAAUUGUACAGCAUCCAACGUGGAGCGGUGCCGAGAAGAAUAAAAAAAUCGAAGAGUUCAUGAAGACAAUGUCCGACGAAAGACAGUCCAUGUACACCAACUACCGACGUGACGUCAUUGAUAAAGACCUCGAGGAUAAGCGUCGCAACGUGGAUCGUGCCGUGAGCCAAAUGAGCAAAGAAGCGGUGGAAGAGUUCCAACGAGUCGUCCGAAUAAUGCAUGAUCCUUCUCAACCGGAGAAGGAGAAGCUCAAGAAGAUCGAAGAAAUCUACUCGAAGCUUCCAGAUUCCAUCCGCAAAGAGUUUGAUGUGAAGCUGAAGGGAUUCAAGUGACUCGUCUAAAUAAUACUUAAUUUAUUUGUUUAGUUAAUUUUUUUUUGCUUUUUUUUUGUUUGAGUCAAUUCAAAAUGCAGAGCAAGAGCAAUAAUAGAAAUCGUUUUUGGAAAAUAAAUUUAAUGUAUGUAUAUC